UUUGACUGAACUCUCGUUCAGUAGAGCAAAUUUAUUCGAUCCUAAGGUGCACGAUGAAGACCUUCACGUUGAUCUGUCUCGUUCUGAGCUGUAUUUCAGUGUUCGGCAAGCCACUUGAUUCGAUUGAAGAUGAAUCUUCACUAGUGGAUCUGAUUGAAAUCCAAAAUGACCAAUUGUUGGAUGGAUUCGAGGCUAGUUCGGAUGAAGAACCGGAAGACAACAUUGAUUCCGAAGACAUUAGUGUGGCUGACUCGUUGAACGAUGAAGACGAUCGAAUUAACGAAAUUUUGCAAGAAGCGCUGGAAUCCAUUUUGAGACCUGAAGCAUUGGAUAUAUCUGAUGAACCGACUAGACGGUUGAGAAUAUGUGCUCCUUUCUAUCGAGAACUAGGCCAGGAAGCACAAGGGAUUCCUCUUUGGUGGUGUCGAUGCCCAAACGGAGUUAUUUGCUAACGACAAUAUAAAGUCUACGCAUCCAUUUUCUUUUAACUGUUUGUAGUAAAACACCAUAAUGGUGUAAAUUAGCCGCAAACUUGCACAAUAAUAAAUGAAGUGAAUAAAAAAUUGUUCACACUUCCCUAUCUUCUCCACCUCAUGACCACAUUAGAAAUAAUAAUAGGAGGAAACCAUCUAUUGGAGAAGAAAAAGCAGAAAUCUACUUCGGCCUUGCGUAAUAUUAUUU
Molecule: messenger RNA, 681 nt
Organism: Armigeres subalbatus
Lineage: Eukaryota; Metazoa; Arthropoda; Insecta; Diptera; Culicidae
Exons: 2
Coding region: 54-452 (132 amino acids)
Source: RefSeq, a predicted model, not a curated record